UUGGCUAAAGCAUCUUCAUGCAAUAAUCCCACUUGCCCUUGCAAAAGGGCUGGCAUUGAUGUUGCCAGCUGGGGCUCACAGAUCUCCCUGGUGUUUUGGGGUCGAGGGGUCUGCAGCACACUUUUCAUCUAAGUCAUGGUGGCCACAUUCCUGUCCCUUUUCUGUGUUUUGGGCCAUAUCACUCCUCUAAAAUAACUGAUUUUUAUUUUACACUUAACCUUUCAGAUUUGCCUUGUGUAAUUGGUAAUGAUCGUUGGUACCACCAAGAAGGAGGUGAUGGCAGAACGUGGCUGGUGCAAACCCCAUCCUUUUCACAAGUCCCUGCGUAGGCCUGGUUUGUGCUGCUCAUGAAGUCAUGCACACAGGAUGUGGUUAAGCUGAUUUAAUGAUGGACAGCUGCUGAAAGGAGCAGUUCUGCUUUCCCUCACUUCCCGGUUCUGUCUUCCUUGAUUCUGCAGCUGUGUGGUCACAAUGUGGAUUGAUUCAGCUGUCUGGACAAUGGAAAAUUCGUUAUUUUCUGAGGUGUUAUUUUUCCACCAGAUUGAUUGAUCAGCUGACCAGAGUCAGAUGUUUACCAGAUCCUGGGUAACGGAUAUGAAGGGAGUACACAUCCAUGGGUUCUAGGCAGGAUCAGCUUUUCAGAGCAGCCUGCUGUCAGGCCAGCAUAGCCAAAAGGCCAAGCUACUGCUGCUGCAUUCAGGUGACAGAUAACCCAAUGUCAUACUGAUGCUGGAAGGGGCAUCUCAGCACCCUGACACAGGCUGGGUACAUCUGCCACAUCCCUUUCACUGUGGGUACCUCUGCAAUUCCAGAGGAGUUCCUUUAGGAAGCAUACCAGUGAGGAAAAAAUUUCCUUUUUUGCAAGGUUAGUUUCAUGGUUAAGCCAGUUCCCUGCAGGGCUGGAUGUGUACUAGGGUCAGUCCCUGAAACCAAUGGGACCUCAUGGCUGGAACAGGGUGACAGCUUUCCAUAAUGUCUGUGAGAGUGACUUGACUGUAAUGCCAUUUACCAAGACAUUUAGGCACUGAUCCAUUCAACCUGGAAGAGCAUGGCAGCCUUAUUUGUAGCUCUGAGGCAGAAGAUAUAUGUAAGGAGAGCCCCACUUUACAUUCAGUUCUUUGAUCUAAACAGAUGAGAAUCGAGUGGCAGAAAGGAAGCGACACCUGUACCACUGAGACAGAAAAGGCAGACUCCAGAGAUUAAAUAAAGCUUCUGUAAUUCAAGGUAUUGAAUUCCAGAUAAAUGCCUUGAAUGUACCUUUCUUCCUUACACGAAGGAAGGACCUAGUUUCUGGCAUCUGAAUGACUGGAAGCAAGUAUUCACCUGAGAUGAACUGGUCAGUUUCUCCAGUGCCAUUACUGACAUGGAGGGCGAAAUACCUCACUGAGUCAAGAAUCCACUGGGAAGGGAGCAGGGAAGCGCUUCAAUCCGUACAACCAUAAAUAAGCCCUGGGGAUCAUAGGGUGGCGGAGGCAGGUGGGGACCCUGGGAUGUCUCCAGCCCAGGCAAGGCUCAGCUCGGGGCUCUAUCCAGUCUGUCCUUGGCAACCUCCAGGAGCGACCGACACCGCCCAGCCCCUGGAGGAACCUGAACUCCUCCUGCCUCAGCUCGGACCCGUCGCCUCUUCCCCGUGUUCCUCCCCGUGGACCCUGUCUAGAAGAAUUUCAAAUCCCUAUUUGGAAACUCCUUCAAACAAGAUUUAUGGAGAAAGUUCUUCCUGUGCUGGGAGAGCUCUCAGGAAUAUUUUUACUCUACAAGCGUCUGACCUGAUUAAAGACAGGGUGUACCUUACUGGCAUUUGCAGGAGGAGCUGUGUUGGAUCAGAACUGGUAGACUGGCUUUUGGAGCAGUGCCCUUUUGUGAAGUGCAGGUCUACAGCGGUUGGAGUGUGGCAGCUCCUGCUGGAUAUGGGCAUUAUAUUAUCAGUGGACAGACAAGUCUAUUUUCAAGACACACAUGCCUUCUACCAGUUCUCAGCAGAUGAAUGUACCUACCUUUUCUGUGAAUUUGAGAAAGAGGAAGGAUGGAAGAAUGGAGUAAAACUCCUACUUCAACUACUGCCAUUGUCUCCUCCCAGGAUUGACAUGUGUAAUCUGCCUGAUCAAAAAAUAGAAGAUACAGCAGAAACCAAUGCUGAAAUUCUUGCUCGUCUCACUUCUGCGGUACAGAGAGAACUGGCUGCUGUCAUUGCCUUGAAAGCAAGGAAGUCAGCAAUUCAUCAAAAUGAAGAACACAGCAGUCAAGAAAUAAGAGGGCUAGAAGAGCUCAAGGAUACCUCUGAUGCUCAGGCAGGGGUGUUGUGCAAGCUUCAGGGAAGAGAUGACAUCGGACGGAUUGAGCUGGUCCAGAAGCUGGCGAGAGAAAACUGCCAGUUUUUGCAGACGGAUAGAAAACCACCAGAGAAGGCAGAACAAGCGGACGAUGGAGGCGGCGGCGAGCGGGCGCGGGAGGAGGCCGGCGCAGCGCUGGUGCUGCGGAAGGUGUGGUCACGCAGCCCGGCCCCCGAGCGGCGCGGGAGAUACGUGGUGGUGUCAGGGACGCCGGAGAAGAUUUUGGAGCAUCUCCUCAGCGACCUGCACCUGGAAGCCGCGCAGGACAAGGAGACGGAAACUCUCCUGGAUGACUUCCUUCUCACGUACACAGUCUUCAUGACGACUGAUGACUUGUGCCAGGCUCUUCUGAGACACUAUUGUGCUAAGAAUCACCAAGGGAAAGAAGACGACUCUGAUGUAUCUUGCAGGAAACGAAAAGUCUUGCAUUUGGUGUCUCAGUGGACUUCUCUCUACAAAGACUGGUUACAUGAAGAUGAGCAUUUAAAACAAUUUUUAAAGACGAUAUACAGAAAUGUGUUAGAUGAUGUAUACGAAUUUCCCAUUCUUGAGAAGGAAUUGAAAGAAUUUCAGAAGAUACUUGGGAUGCAUCGUCGUCACACUGUAGAUGAGUAUUCACCUCACCGAAAGAAUAAAACAUUUUUCCACCAGUUCAGUGUAAAGGAGAACUGGCUGCAGCACAAAGGAACCAUGAAUGAAACAGAAGAAAUUUUCUGCCGCGUGUAUAUAACAGAGCACUCCUAUGUCAGUGUGAAAGCUCAAGUAUCCACUUCAGCUCAGGAGAUACUGAAGAUUGUAGCAGAAAAGAUCCAGUACCCUGAGGAGGAGUUGGCGCUGGUGACAGUCACAUUUGCUGGCGAAAAACAUGAACUACAGCCGCAUGACCUGGCUAUCUCAAAAUCUUUCGAGUCAUCCAGUCGUAUGUUUGUCUACCGAAAAGAUCUGACUGAUUCUCUGAACCCAUUUGCUGAAAACGAGGAAUUGCAACAAAGGUCCGUGAGAAUUUUGGGAAUCAACACCUGGGAUCUUGCCUUAGAGCUAACAAACUUUGACUGGAGCCUCUUCAAUGCAAUCCAUGAGCAAGAGCUGAUAUACUUCACGUUCAGCAGACAGGGCAGUGCUGAAAACACCGAGAAUCUCAGUCUUCUGCUUCAAAGAUGUAAUGAGGUCCAGCUUUGGGUUGCCACCGAGAUACUUCUGUGCAGCCAGCUCUGCAAACGUGUACAGCUAGUCAAAAAGUUCAUCAAGAUUGCGGCCCACUGUAAAGCCCAAAGAAAUUUGAAUUCAUUCUUUGCUAUUGUUAUGGGUCUCAACACUGCAUCUGUCAGCCGCCUGUCUCAGACCUGGGAGAAAAUUCCUGGGAAGUUCAAGAAACUUUUCACUGAACUUGAAAGUUUGACGGACCCUUCUCUGAAUCACAAAGCUUACAGAGAUGCAUUCAAGAAAAUGAAAUCUCCGAAAAUCCCCUUCAUGCCCUUACUUCUGAAAGAUGUAACAUUCAUCCACGAAGGAAAUAAAACUUUUCUGGAUAACCUUGUUAAUUUUGAAAAGCUGCACAUGAUUGCAGAUACUGUUCGGUCAUUGAGACAUUGCAGAAAUAACCAGUUUGGCAAUGAAGUUCCUUCAAAAGAGCAUCAUGAGCUGAAGCCAUACGUCCAUCACCUGCAUGUCAUCGACAACCAGCAAGCUCUGUUUGAGCUUUCUCACAGGAUUGAGCCGCGAGUGUGAGCAUACACAGCUUCAUAUAACCUUGUAACUGCAGCACUUUGAAUUAAGUGAAUGUUUAUGCCAAGCAUGUUGCUUCCCUAUAUAAGAACAGUUUACUGAGUUUUAUCAGUAGCUCACACAACAUACGCAGGAAAAUCAGGCAAGAGCCAGCAAAGGAGUUACUCACAGAGCGGCAGGGCAAACGUGGUGCCAUCCAUGCUAGUCACCGGGACAGGAGGGAGCGGAGCAGCAUCCUUUGAGCUCAAGGAGCUUGGUUUCUGUGGAAACAUUAUUUGGUCCAGUCUAGCUUUCAAUGCAGAUUCUGCCAGUAUUAGAAUGAAAGAAAUCAUCGUGUCACAGCAGCAAAACAUUUCAGCAAGCAACAUGAGGCAAGAGGAUUGAUUCUCAGUUCACCACAGUACGUACCUCGCGAAUUCAAGGCUGCCAAAGUGUCGUUGCCAAAAAUACUGUGCAAUCUGUGCAGCUCCUCCGAGUCCACUGGAGGAUCUCAUUUGAGAUAAGUGCAGACAACCAAGAAUGGGAAUAUAAAAAGAAAACACACCAGAUGAAACUCAAGAGUACAUCGUGAUGUGGAGGUCAGCAGUAAACAGUUCAUACUGUUAUGGCCCUUUAAGAAUCUGCUGUAGGAGCCAAUCUGCUUUUGUUGCAAUUUAUGGACACAAUUGUUUGUACACUGAAAAUGUGUUAUUUUCUUCCUUUUCAAUUGUCUCAGAUUUAGCAUCAGCUCCUGCAGCUAAAGUGUUACAAAUUAUUAUAGCAGGAGAUUUGUUUUCUGCUUGGAUUACAGGCUCCUUGGUGUCUAUUCAGAGACAAUGCCUAGAUCCACAUGCAUUCCUAACUCACCUCCUGUUUCAGCAGGUAAAACUUCACCUAAUUUGCAGAUGCUUCUAGUUUUCAAAGAACAAAAGGGUACACCUCACAGGGUACCAGUGUAAUUACCUGCAAACACACCAGGUUCUCAGCAUCAGGGUCUCUUUACUGCUCCUGUCCCUCUCACACCUCUCCCCUAGCAAUUCUCAUGUAGCUAAAAGUACUACUUCUGAGUGUGUACUGAGGCAGCAGUUUCUAAAAUCUUGUUUACAGCUGACCUGCAUCUAAACACAACCAUCACUGUUGGUCUGGUUUUCAGUGCUAAGAAGUUGUCCUGAAAUAAUCUAGUGAAUGCCAUGGGUGAUGUGCAGCAUGCCAUGCAGCCUGGCAUGUGUUUGUACACUGACUCACAGUCAUGGUCCCUUUGCAGAGCAGGGAGGAUACUUUUCAUUGCUUGCCCAUUUCUAUUGUAUGUUUUCCACAUGAGGAAGACUACCAAGAAAACAGUCCUUUACUGAGAUGUGGGAAUACUGAAGUAGCAUGUUCUUCAUCAUUGUGUUAUCUCUGGUUUAAUGGGAUUAAAAAAAAAAAAAAAAGCAGCUUUAACAAACAGUCUGGGGCGGAAUCUGUAGAAUGCAUUCAGUUUUCCCAUCUGUGAAAUAUUGUAUAGAUCUAUUGUAAAGGAAACAGAUGUUUCAGAAGUGUAUUUGCUUGUACUUUGUUAUUAUCAAAUACUAUAUGAUUUUUUUUUUUUUUUUUAGAAAAAAAAAAUCUUCUUUUUACCCAGUAAAAAGAAAAAAAAAAUAAACUCUUGCUGGCCAUGGAGUAAAAAUUUCCUAUGUUCUUCUGUAGAUGUGACUGCACAUAUUGUAAAUAAUUCUUUUGUGCAAACAGACCAAAACUAUUCAGAUGAGUAUACUAGCUGUGGCAGGCUCCUUUUUGCAGUGUAAGAACACAAACCAGAUACAAUUUUUUGCUUGUGUUACUGCAGCUCUUCCUCUGGCCACAGCACUCCCCGAAUCCCCACCCUGGCCGCAUUACCUGGGUGGUUUUCUGGGUUUCGAGCUCCCUCUUGUGAAAUCUUUUUUACUGUGGUGUUAUUUUUAGGAGCCUGUUUGUAGACCAGCCUGCAUGCUUUAGCACAUGUGGUGUAACACUCUAGUCCACAACUUGUUCUGUUGAAAUCUGUGGGAGAGGGAGCAUUAGGGUGAGAGAGUGGGGCUGUUUCUCAGCUCACUGCAUGUGGCUCUGUGAUAGUUUUGAUAGUUACUGCUGGUGAAGCAGCAGUGGUGCCAGAGAAGAAUAAAAAACAAGGAAAUGAAAGAAGGGGAAAAAAGUAAGGGGUGGGGGGGGAAAAUCAGAAGUGGAAAGAUGACUGUGCUCAGGCUUUGAUUUGAAAGUAUGCUAAAGCCACCUUGAAAGCUCCUCACUCUGCCAGCUCAAAAUGGUUGAAGUCAAUGGAUGGGUUAACUCAUACCAGAAGGUUUCAAGCCAGCUGAGGUAUUGGCAAUCUGCACCUCUGUAACUUUAUACUAAACGAGGCAGUGCUUACCUCUUGCAGCUGGCAUAACAUCAGUUUGAAGGCACAUACCCAGCAUUAAUGUCAUUAUCUGUGUUAUGGCUAAUUAGACUGCUGUUUAAAACUUUACAAACUACUUUUCAUAGUGGCCUGUGUAACUUGGACGUAAAUUUCUGGUCUGAGGGGCCAAAGUGGGUGCAUCAAUUUCACAUUCAAAAUAUGGACCUUAUAACUGUUACCAUAAAGGUGAGGCAAUGAGUCUAAAUCUGUAGCUAGUAUGUCUAAGUAAGAAAAGGCUCUUCAGAGUCUUUUUUUCAACGGGUGAGGCAUUGCAGAGCUGGGCUGCAGACCAGCAAGCAGUUGAAGGUGAGGUGACUGGGAGCAGAACUAGAAGUAAACCCCAUGAAAGGGAAAGCGGACACUAUACGGCCUGUGCCAGGGUCUGGCACUGGUGAUAUUGUGUGACUUUUUUUUCCUUAAGCAUUCAGUAGUGCAUUUAUGUUAGGAUGAAGCCCAUGAAUCUUGUAAUUUCAGUUUGUCACAGUCACACCUGGGGUUAAAUACUCUGCAGAUUUUCUUUAGUAACUAGGAAGAGUAAUUAGACAGAACAAAGGAAAAAGCUGGGUCACUCUAUACCUCUUUGAUGUGGGAUUUUGUUGCAUCAAAUUUAGAUAUUUCUAUGAUAAAGCUUUUUGAUCCUGGCCCCAUCUUGGAUAGAAAUAAAUUGCAUUUGUGUGACAGUGGCAAAAAAAAACAACAGGUGUUACGAGAAAUAAUAUGUGCUGCUGUAAAUUACAAAGAUGUAAAUACUAAACAUUUUAGCAGAGUAAUAUUUAUUUACAUAGCCUAUUUAUUGUCAUCUUAUACACUGUUAAAUACCGAGAUGAAGUCAACGAGCUGAGGUAACAACACCUGCCUGUUUGUUCUCUCUGAGUGCCAUAAUGCUGUCAGCUUGCAUUAAAAGUAAUAAAAUAGAAAACCCCAAAUCAAGGUAUUUACCUAACUUCUCAGGGACUACAGCUAGUAGUUAUCCACCGUUAUGAGACCUGCUAUGUAUGAAAUAAUCUGAUUUACCAGAAUUAAUGUUGCCAAUGCUUUCCUUUUCAUAUUUCAUGCUUGUCUGCCUCUGUACAUAUUAUCGUGUUGUGUAUUUAUGAGAGCUAGUAAGCAAUAAUUUAUAUGUCAAAAUGGCCAAGCAAUACAAGGUUAAAACUUGUAGAAGCAACUGUUACACUUAUCUUGCAUUUUCCAGUGUUUUUUAAUAUUGCUUUUAAAAAUAUAAAAACUACCUUGAUGAA
Molecule: messenger RNA, 7685 nt
Organism: Columba livia (rock pigeon)
Lineage: Eukaryota; Metazoa; Chordata; Aves; Columbiformes; Columbidae
Gene: RAPGEF5
Product: Rap guanine nucleotide exchange factor 5
Exons: 26
Coding region: 1491-4058 (855 amino acids)
Biological process (GO): positive regulation of GTPase activity; Ras protein signal transduction
Cellular component (GO): plasma membrane
Molecular function (GO): guanyl-nucleotide exchange factor activity
Source: RefSeq, a predicted model, not a curated record